AUGUUGUCGUUAGACUCUACACAUGUUGAGGUUCGAAUUCUAUUUUUCGGGAAAGCAAGAGAACUAGUUGACUGUGAGGAAACAAAAGUAGUCUUGAGUAGCGUUAUCAGAUACACAGAACUCAAAUCACUUUUCUUUAAUGAGCUAUUCCCAGCGUUGCGAUCAAUCGAAAGGUCUUGUAUUUUGGCGGUAGAUCAGAGAUAUGCCGAUUGCGAUGAUGAAGUUCAUCUGACCCCAUCUAGUGAAGUAGCUGUCAUUCCGCCACUGAGUGGAGGUUGA
Messenger RNA from Auanema sp. JU1783, 279 nucleotides. Lineage: Eukaryota; Metazoa; Nematoda; Chromadorea; Rhabditida; Rhabditidae. The record is from the annotation of a GenBank genome assembly.